GGGUGUGCAGCUGGCUCGUCCCGCCCCUGCCUCUGAUUGACAGGACCGUGGACAGCAAUAUUUGCAGCCGGACACGAAGUUUGUCGGCCAUUGCCUUGGCUGAGCUGAGCAACAGAAAACCACUCGUAUGUAUAUGAGGGACUCUGAACUGCAUGGUGGAGUUUGGAGGGGGGACUGACAAACAGCAGCUGACUGAAAGAUGGUGCAACAUCAACACAAAAGCAAUGCUAUAAAAAAACCUGAUGUAAGAAAAAGCAACCAAGAGUAUUAUUUUUGGUAUCUGGAAUUGAACUUGCCAGAAAUGCGAGUACAGUUUCCUUGGUAAAAACCUUGCCUUGGGAAAAAUCUCAACUCUUGGCAUCCCUCCAGAGUACAGACUUGGCAGCGUCAAGGACACAACACAAGGUCUUCUGGAGAUCAAAGAUGGGUAGAAAAGAUGCCUCCACUGUGAAACUUCCUGUUGAUCAGUACAGAAAGCAAAUUGGUAAACAAGAUUAUAAAAAAACUAAACCUAUUUUACGAGCAACCAAAUUAAAAGCAGAAGCAAAGAAAACAGCAGUAGGCAUAAAGGAAGUUGGCCUUAUACUUGCAGCUAUAUUGGCCCUCCUACUGGCUUUCUAUGCUUUCUUUUAUCUCAGACUGUCCAUGGAUGUUGACCCUGAUCUGGAACCUGAUGAAGAGUAGCUGUACAGCAGUCAAUGCAUUAAAGGGAAAUAAUAUUAUAAAAGCACCUCUUGGGAUCAAUACUCUCUGAAGUACUGAAACUGCAACAUCUUGAAUUUUUUCUGCGGGUAUUUUCGGUUUGCAGAAAUAUCUUUUUGAAUAAUCGCAUAGGAUAUCUUGAAAAGAACCUUAUCUAGCAAUGUAGGCAAUGUAUGCUAUUGGAUACUUUUAUAAAUCAUUCUACUUGGACAGGCACCAUACACAUGGUGCAUUUAGAUAAAAUGGAAAACAUAUCCUAAAUUCUUCUCCAGCCAAUUCAUGUGUAUAACUCCAUCCCUUACAGAUUACUAAAUCUAUUUUUAUUUCUUUAUAUACCAUAAGUAAAAGUAUAUAUCCUCAUUUACAGAAACAUGCUCAAAUCACAUUCAGAGCCUAAUAAGGAACAAAAAGUCAUGGGUAAUUUUUCAUUUUACAAAUAAGCCCCACUUUUUCUCCAGACAUAUUUUAUAUCAUUAGAGUGACUAUCUGCACAUAUAUCUACAGUAAUCUUUUUCCUUCUUUGCCAACUGUUCAGUGCACAUGUUCCCCGUCAGAAAUGGCACCUGGAUGACAGAAGCUCAAGGAGUCACAUAUGUCUCUAAAAUAGUGUUCCUUUCUUCUUGGGCUGUCUGAACUGGUGUAAAUAGAAAGUUCAGUUCAUCUUAAUUUUAAUUAUUACUCUAUUAAUAUAAACUUGAGAUUCUAUUUUAAUUAUGUUGUUCUGGCUGUUUGCAGUAUCAGUUUGCCUAUCUUAUUAAGGAGAUAUGGAACAAUCUUUCUUUUACUUGUGCAGUCUUUUUCACCCAACAAUAGUAGUAGUCUUUUACCUACUCUUUUUCUUGGGCUGUCUCUUAAAUCAGAACAAUGCCAAGUUGUUUUACAAAAUUAGAUUCUGUCUUUUGAGAUUUAGUCAAUUAGAACGCCUCAGUGAAAAAUAAAUAGUACAAGAAAAUAUAUGUCUCAUAUAGCUCUCAUGUUGUUUUCUGUUUAUAAAAUUUUCCAAGGUAUUUUGGGUUUGUUAGAGCAAAAUGACAAGUGUAUUCAGUAUUUUUACCUGUGAUGUAUUUUUAAUAUUUUUUAAACACAUGAAUACAUAAAGCUUAAAAGAUGGGAAUAUAUGUAUCCCAGUAGAGUUGUUAGCUACUGAUAUAUAAAAAUGCAUAGAAAAUGAAUAGAUUGCAAUAUGUGCACAAAAUGUCUUAUAGCAUGUACAUUGUAGUAUAAAUUAAAAUAUUAAGAUUGUUUCUAAACUGACCAAGAGAUGAAAGCUUUGAUAAAUAUCCUAGAUUUGUAUAGGGAUUUGUAAUUACAGUUUCUAAAAAUGAUUCUGUUUGGUACUUUUGCAAAUAGUUGAGUAUGACUGUGAAGUAUUAUAUUCUGUAGAAUUUAAUCAAGUGGCACAAUUUAUUUCAUCAGUGUGGAAACAGCCAAUGGUUCCAGUAUCCUUACAGAUCAUUUAUGCUAAACAUCCAUGGUCAAAAUUUAGCCAGUGUUAUUACUAGGUUCUUCCCUUUCAAGUCACAAACUCAAGAGACAGAGCAAGAGUUCUUACACACUCACCACAGCUGACCAAUUCAAGUGGCAUUUUUAGGAAAGGUUGCAGCAUUUAGUGCCAUGUGGUGUGUCUGCUUGUGAAGUGGGAGGCAAGGGAAUAUCCAAGCUGGCAUUUUGGAUAUGAUGGGCCUUUUACUUCCCUGAGUGACAUGCCACAUGUCAAGAAAUACUGCUUUCCCCCACUGCCAUCACAUUUACGUGAACAAUUUUCAUUGAGUUAUUUCCCCUCCCAUAUGGUGUUAAAAACAGUCAUAUUAAAUAAAGAUUAUUUCUAGUUCUCAGUGGUAAUUUAAAAGAGAGGAUAUGUAAUCAUUGUUUAUUAGAUAACUAUCCAAGUGAGAUGGAACACAUUUUUAAAGUAUAUUAAAUAAUUGAUUAUACUCGUGAAAAUACUUAAAAAUCCAUCAUACUGAAAAAUCUUUACUACCCAUUUCUACUCCUUGGGUGCUGUUUUGGGGGGGGGGGGUUGCUAUUUCUGAUUGUAAUAAAUAAUUCCUCUAAAUAUAGUGUGAUUGUAGGCAAGUUUCUUUGCCUACUUUUGUUGAUAUCCUGAGUUUAUGUCCAGUCCAUUUAUAUGACUGAUUGACUUAUCAAUCCCCCAGGGAAGCAUAAAUCCCAAAGGUGAAACUCUUCGAAUAUAAUAAAUAACAGGUAAAGUGGGAAAAAUAUAUGUUUACACAACACUGUUUUCAUGAAAUGUAAAUUUUGUGAACUUACAUUAACUGGGGAGCAGCCAGUUCUCUGUGGAAGAAUCCCAGAUUGAAAGUCUGGUUUGAGUCUUUGAAGACAGAGAGGUGAUAUCCAGCCUGCUCUUUCAGGAGACCCCACUGUUGAACAGUGAGUGGUGUUUGCAUAAAUCUGAGACUGGCACCAGAUACAAAUUUUAGGCAUGGGUCCCUUUCCUCCACUACCCAUCCAGUAAUUUACUGCUCACAGUAAUUCAUAUAUACAAACUGAAAAAUUAUGACUUUUCAGAUUGUUAGUAUCUAGUUGUUACCAUAUUCUUUGGAAUAAAUUUCAGUGAAUGCAACAGACUUAAAAUAUUACCUGUGGAAUACUGUGAAUGAAACUUGAGGGGUUGCUGGUUUUUAUCUUAUUUUACAUGCAAGUUUAGAUAGGGGUAAAGAAUAUAUAACUUCAUUUGAGAGGACAUAUUGCAAAACUAUAAUCUCAUCUAGAAUUCCAUUGAGAACAAUUUUUAAAGCCUGUAUUAGUACCAAAAUAGGAUUUGUUGUUUAAGGUGGCAGAACACUUUAAGAUCCCCUCAACAUUUUUUUUAUAAUAACAGAAGAAAUGCUCCCACCCCGACCAAUGAUAAGAGCCUGAGACUAUGUUUUUAUUAAUUUCUAUAAUUCCAAUAAUGUAUUUGUCUGCACACAUUUUAUUCAUACAUGUUAAAGUUUAAGUUGAUAUCUUUUAGUACUUUCAGAGUCUGGUGCAGUACUUUGAAUGUAGUAGAUGCUCAGAGAAUUUAAUAAACUUUUAAAAAUCACAGUAUUGAUCAACUCUACCAUUUAGCAUUUAUGGUUAUUAGUUGUAUUGGGACUUAUACACUUCCGAUCUGGUUCUCUUUAAGAUUAAGGUUGUGGUAGAAUAUAGAAAUUGUCCUUUUCUAGUAAAUUAAAUGUCUUUUUUAUCUUAGCAUUAUUAUAAACCAUAACCAGUAUUUCAACUUAGCAUACAUUUUCACUCCAAAUAAAAAUAAAACUAA
Messenger RNA from Choloepus didactylus (southern two-toed sloth), 3967 nucleotides. It is a transcript of the gene TRIQK, whose product is annotated as triple QxxK/R motif containing. Gene Ontology annotation, cellular component: endoplasmic reticulum membrane. Lineage: Eukaryota; Metazoa; Chordata; Mammalia; Pilosa; Megalonychidae. Bases 424 to 684 code for a protein of 86 amino acids. The record is from RefSeq and is a predicted model, not a curated record. The transcript has 6 exons.